AUGGAGUCAGUUGUGAGAGUAAAGAAGUCGCUGAGGAAGCCCGUCAGGAAGCUGACCAGCUGUGUGACAGGGGUGAAGGAGAGGAAAGGAGGAUGCAGCAAGUUGGGGAGGACCCCUCCUCGCCACAUUGCACAUGCCAAAGAUGCAUCAGUGAUUCGCUCCUACCAGGCAGACUUGGAGAAGGAGAGGCAACUGCGGGAAGCGAAGAAUGCUCAGAAAAAUGCAGAGAGAGCAACUGUGAGAGCUCACUUCAGGAGAAAAUAUCGUCUGUCUGAGAACUGUAAGGACUCAAACCACAUGAGGACAGUUGGAGGGAAAAUGUCGCUCCCCCACGAGCUGUCAAAGAUCAUUCACCCUGAAACCAAGACCAAGGACAACGGCUUCGACCUGCUGCAAGCCUUUCAAGGGCUCAACUUCAACACAGCGGCGCUCACAGGAAAGAAACACAGCAAGCCCACUCCUAAACUAGUAAGGGGUCAGUCUUGUAAAGUCAUGUGA
This is a messenger RNA of Scomber japonicus (chub mackerel), 498 nucleotides long. RefSeq names its product complexin-3-like. The coding region runs from base 1 to 498 and encodes 165 amino acids. Gene Ontology annotation, molecular function: syntaxin binding. Lineage: Eukaryota; Metazoa; Chordata; Actinopteri; Scombriformes; Scombridae. The transcript has 4 exons. The record is from RefSeq and is a predicted model, not a curated record. Gene Ontology annotation, biological process: regulation of neurotransmitter secretion; synaptic vesicle exocytosis; neurotransmitter transport. Gene Ontology annotation, cellular component: terminal bouton; SNARE complex.